Penicillium cinerascens is the source of this 2877-nucleotide messenger RNA. RefSeq lists its product as uncharacterized. Gene Ontology annotation, molecular function: catalytic activity. The record is from RefSeq and is a predicted model, not a curated record. The transcript is spliced from 4 exons. Bases 1 to 2877 code for a protein of 958 amino acids. Lineage: Eukaryota; Fungi; Ascomycota; Eurotiomycetes; Eurotiales; Aspergillaceae.
AUGGUAGUCAGUAGGGCCCUGUGUGUGCUGCAAGCCAACCUGAGGAAAGGCGCGGAAACCCAACUGAGCCUCUUGAACGACCGAUCGUUGCAAUCCUGCGAUUUGCUCAUGAUCUCGGAACCAUACGUUUUCCUGAUGAACGACACACGGCAUCCGCUCGUCGGUGGGCUGAGGCCGCACCGGAGCAUGAUCUGGGUGAACAAAAAGUCUUUCCCGUACAGGCAGAUCGACAUUGCGUCAGCCGACAUCGUCGCCGUACUGCUAUUUACGCCCACGCCAACUCUAACGGUCUCCGUAUUUAUUCCGCCAGGAAGAGGGUGCGAAGGAGCUGAGACACUGACUCAAGGGCUGGAUGCAAUCCGGGAUGCCCAUCGACGGGUCCGGUGCGAGCACGGCGACAACAUUGACAUCCUUAUUGUCGGGGACUUUAACCGCCACGAUCAGCUCUGGGGAGGAAAUCAAGUGGCAACGCGGAACCGUCAGGGCGAAGCGGAACCAAUUGUGCUCCUCAUGGCAGACUGGGGCCUAACAAGUUUAUUGCCCCGAGGGAUCUUCACCCGGGAGGAAGGCCCACAUCGGUCGACCAUCGAUCUUGUCCUCGCGUCGCCAGAUCUGAGCAGGCGGGUCACACGGUGUCGCAUCCACCCCGUUGAGCAUGGGUCAGACCACCGGGCAAUUGAAACGACCUUCCAUUGCGAAACGCGACCAACGCUUCCCCCGAUAACCUGUUUCUCAUUCCGCGAAGCUCCAUGGGCCGACAUCAAUAGGGAGUUAAGAGACCUAGAGACGGAGAUCAUAGAUAUCACAGACAGCUCGGAACUGGACGCGACUGCAGGCCGCUUGACUGACAGGAUUAGCACAGCAAUUCGCCAACUAGUCCCGGUUGCGCGGCCAUCCCCAUACGGCAAACGAUGGUGGACUCCGGAGCUGACGGCCCUGCGAGACUCGUACACAUGGGCUCGAAAUCGGUGCACGCAAGCUCGGCGGUAUGGAGUCGACGUUGCUGCACUGGAAGACACGGCAUUAUACCUACGGAGACAGUACCACCGAGCAAUCCGUGACGCCAAGCGUCGGCAUUGGCGAGAGUUCCUCAGCAAUACCGACAACAUUUGGAAAGCGGCACGAUACCUCCAGCCAGGAGACCACUCCAUGGGGAUAGUCCCCACCCUGCGCUCGGGUGAGCAGACGAUCAGUGAUGACCAGGGAAAGGCUCAUGCACUCCUCGAGACCUUCUUUCCCCCAUUGCCAGAUAUCCAGGAUGAGCCGCCGAGAGACCGACCGCAGCCAGAUGCCCUUCCGAUGGAAAUGAUCACCCCGAACGAGAUCGAGGCGGCCCUGAAGGGGAUGGCCUCGUGGAAAGCCCCUGGACCAGACGCACUGCCGGUGGUGGCGUUACGGUUCAAAUCACACAUCGGAAAGGCUGCGAAGAAAGGAAUGGAAGCCGUCCUUGCACUAAGACGACUGCACGGGUUACCUCCUUCGGUAGCUCGCCAGCUAUUCACCUCCACGGUCGCAUCGAAGAUUGAUUAUGCAGCAACUGUGUGGUGCUCUAUCCGACAGGAUUCUAUUGUUGCGGCGGGCAUCGGACGGCCGUUCGAAGCCAUCCAGCGAGUCGUGUCUCAGGCGAUCGUGGGCGUGUUCCGAAACACAGCCCUCGUCAUCGCCGAGGCCGAGGCGGGGAUCGAACCGACUGUUGUACGCCUUCGAGCACGCAUCUUGAAGCAUUGGAUCGUCUGCCACACCUUACCAAAGGAUUACCCCUUCUGGUCCUGUCGAGCGGCGGCUGCCAUGCAGGAUGGGAGUUACCCGUCGCCGUUCAAAAUACUGGCGAAGUACGGACCACAAUGCUUGUCUGACAUGGAGGUCAUUCGACCCUUCCCUCUAGAUCCGUGGCAACGGUCUCUUGGGGAGUUGAUUGCCACCGUCGGAUCCGAUAUGCAAGAGUUGCACGAGGCCGGCCAUGCUCGUCUCUGGUUGUUCACCAGUGUCAGCGUCCGCAAUGGUCUGGUCGGAACCGGGCUGGUUGUUCGUGUUAAUCAAGUCGACAUCGUCGCAUCAAACCGGACGGUUGGCAAUGACGACGCGCUCAAUGCUCACUACGCACAGCUGGGGAUGUCACCGUGGAAAGUACAGGUUACGCUCGUUGUGAACAACCCUGCCGUCCUGCUGUCGCUCGCAAAGCCACAUCUCCAGGGCGGACAGGCUCUUAUCACUCAGAUCACGGAAGCAAUUUAUCGGCUGGCGGAGAUGGGGGCUAAGGUCAGCCUGAAGCCACCAAUUGCUGAAGACUGUGAGAAUACUACACGAGCACAUACCCUAGCACGCAAAGCGACCGAAGUGAACAGCGACGUCAGUCCCCCGCCUUGGGCGCGAGUCCAGCUCCGGGCGUCGGCGUUGCGAUGGGCUCGGGCGAAUGAUAAACAGCACCGGAAGGAAAACUUCCAGCUGUGGACCACCGGUCAGUAUACACGCCAGCUGGACUCUGCUCUCCCAGGACCCCACACGAAGAUGCUGUAUGAUAGCCUGAAUCGGGAGAAAGCAUCGAUACUAGCUCAACUCCGCACGGGACAUGCCAGACUGAACGGAUAUCUUCAUCGAAUCGGCAAGACUGAUAGUGAUUUGUGCGACUGUGACGUCGAGCGCGAAACAGUCCCGCAUUUCUUGCUGCGUUGUACACGGUGGAAUGAACAACGGUGCGCACUGAUUGAAGCCGCAGGUCCGAGCCUCGGCAAUCUGUCGCAGAUGCUAGGAGGUAAACCUGCGACUGUAGGGGAUGCGAGUGAACCGAGUGGUCGAGCAUGGAAACCCGACGUCAAGAUUGUCAGAGCCGUUAUCGCUUUUGCAAUGGAGACGGGCUGGCUGGCUCCUGAAGGGUGA